This is a messenger RNA of Magnolia sinica, 847 nucleotides long. Its product is annotated as SKP1-like protein 11. Gene Ontology annotation, cellular component: cytoplasm; nucleus. Lineage: Eukaryota; Viridiplantae; Streptophyta; Magnoliopsida; Magnoliales; Magnoliaceae. Gene Ontology annotation, biological process: SCF-dependent proteasomal ubiquitin-dependent protein catabolic process. Gene Ontology annotation, molecular function: cullin family protein binding. The transcript has a single exon. Bases 30 to 509 code for a protein of 159 amino acids. The record is from RefSeq and is a predicted model, not a curated record.
GAGAAAUAGAAAGAAAAAGAGAGAAAAGAAUGGGUGAAGAAUCCUCUUCCACGAAGAAGGUGACUCUUAGAACCUCCGACGGAGAAGUGUUCGACGUCGAACAGUCAACGAUCGCAUCCCAAUCGCAAAUAAUCAGCUACAUGGUGGAAGAAAACUGCGCCAACGACGUUAUACCGCUACCUACCGUAACGGCCAGAGUUCUCUUCAAGGUGAUAGAGUAUUGCAACAAACACGCCAAAGGCAGAGGACGACAGAAAGACAAUAACGAUUUGAAAGGCUGGGAUAGGGAGUUCCUGAGCGGCAUGGACAUCAACCUCGUUUUCGACCUCGUCCUGGCCGCUAAUUACCUGGACAUCAAUGGUCUGCUGGACCUCACUUGCCAGUACAUGGCCGACCACAUUAAUUAUAUGACCCCUGAGGUGGUACGCAAGGUCUUCAAUAUUGAGAAUGAUUUUACUCCGGAGGAGGAAGCUAAGUUCCGUGAGGAGAACGAAUGGACCGUUGAAUAGGAUUUUUUAUUUUUUAUUUUUAAUGAUAUUAGAUUAUACAGUUAAAAAGAUAAGAAAAAAAGAAAAAGAAAAUAGUAGAGUAGAUUGUAGUUGGUUGAUUGAUUAAUUGAUAGAUAGAUUCAUUUUUUCUAUUUUUGCUUUUGGUAACAAAAAUACUGCAAAUUUAUACUAUUUCGUUGUGAAAAGCAUGCAUCUGAUAUGAGUUUCUUCGUUUUUGGUGGUUAUUAACCGUUAUUAUUUUUCUUAUUUUAAUUAAUUUGGAUUUUUUUAAUAUUUAGGGUUAGGGUUUUGUAAUUUUUUGUAGUUGGUAUUUGUCUUGAAUUGUUUUCUACAAUACA